GGCGAGGGCGUGCUGAACCGCGUGCAGAGGUGCGGGAACUGUCAGUGAGGCGCGAGCUACCACGGAGCGUUUAGUGAACUUAUGUUAAGACGAGUGUCUCUCAUACCGACGAGUGUUACUCAAACCGACGCCUGUCAGUCAUACAGACGACUGCCAGUCACACAGACGACUGUCAGUCACACAGACGAGCAGAAAGAAUGACAUUGGGCUCCAGGGAGGGAAUCGGUGUCGAUGGACGGAGGAAUUCGUCCCGAAAGCCAGAAGGUUGUGAGGAGGAGGAGGACGGGGAGACGGGGAGCGAGGAUCGCGAUACAAAGGGAGACGGAGCGGAGAGCCUUCAUCCAUCAACCGCAGGCAGCCCGGGGCUCCCCGGCCCGGUGCCCCCCGGCCCGGUGCUGACCGAGCCCGGACCCGGCUCGGCACCACCGCCCCUAACCUCCACUGAACCCACUCCCCCGAGUCACGACCAGCAUCAUUUUCUCCGAUCCAGCGUUCGUCCACCGAGCAAGCGGAUCCGGAAGGACUCGGUCGGCCCGGCCGGCGACGGGCCCGGUGGGUCUAGGUCCAGAGGUGCAGAGGGUGGCUCCUCCUCCCAGGGGGCCUCGGGGCCGUCCGGCUCGGCUGCGGGGGCCGCGGCCGGGGGGGUGUCGAAGGCGUCCCGGGGCCCGGCCGACAAAGAAGAGCAGGCGGGGAACCAGAAGAGGGCCCGGCGCCAGUGGGAGUCCUGGAGCGCAGAGGACAAGAACAGCUUCUUCGAGGGGCUGUACGAGCAUGGGAAGGACUUUGAGGCCAUCCAGAACAACAUCGCCAUGAAGUACAAGAAGAGGGGCAAGCCGGCCAACAUGGUGAAGAACAAGGAGCAGGUCCGCCACUUCUACUACCGCACCUGGCACAAGAUCUCCAAACACAUCGACUUCGCCAACGUGUACACCCGGGUGCUGAAGAAGUCGUCCCAGGAGCUGUACGGACUCAUCUGCUACGCCGAGCUGCGCAAGAAAGUAGGAGGACUCAUGGACGAUAAGAAUGUGACGAAGCUCAACGAGCUCAUCCAGAAUGGGGCCACCACAGUGCGCUCCAAGGGAAGGAACCUGCGGAUCAAAGCCCCCAUGUGCCGGGCCCUGAAGAAGCUGUGUGACCCAGACGGGAUGAGUGAGGAGGAGGACCAGAGGCCCGCCCGCCUCCCCCUGAAGGUGGCCGUGGAGCUGCAGCCGCGCACCAACCACUCCUGGGCCCGCGUCCAGAGCCUGGCCCACAACCCGCGCCUCAGGAUGAUGGUGGAGCUCCACCGCACGGUGGCCAGCCUCAUCGAGUACCUGAAGCACAAGUGGGCCUUCCACGACGAGCGCAUCCUGAAGAGUCUGCGGGAGCGGGAGGCUCUGGAGGGCCCCGCGGGCCCCGGGCCCACCCCCCCGGGCCGGCCCCGGGCGGAGGAGCUGUUCCUGUACCCGGCGGAGUGCAGCACGGUGACGGCGCUGCCGGGCGUGGCCCGCGUGGUGCACUCCAAGGCCUCGUGCACCGUGCACUGGCAGGAGAGCGGCCGGGCGCGGCCCGGGGGGGGGGCGCGCCCCGGGGCCAAGGACCUGCAGACCGCCCAGAUCCUGGGCAUCCACGGCCCUGCCCCGCCGCCCCGCGGGGGGCCCCGGGCCGGGCGAGGGGCCGACCCCCGGCGGGCCGAGCCCCCGCCCGCCUCCGAUCCGCCCGCCGAGCCUGGGGGGGAUGAGAGGAAGGCCCCGCCCCCUGUGGCCCCUCCCCCCUCCCAGACGAGCUCGGGGCCCAAGGUGGAGGCGGGAAACGGAGAGGGGCCCGACGCCUGGGCCGGCCCCCCCGAGGAGACGGGCGGCGGGCCCCCGGGGGCCCCCUCGCCCGGUCCGGAGAGGCGCCCCUGCGGCGGCGUGGAGGACACGCCCGCCGCCGCCCCCUCCCCGGACACCAAGCCCCCGGGGGCCCGCGGCGAGGAGGGCGGGGCCCCGCGGCCCCCCAGCGCGCUGGAGGAGAAGGAGCGGCUGGCGGAGGCCAUCCGGGAGGGGGGCUGGAGCGUGGGGGGGGCGGACGGCGUGACGCUGGCGGAGCUCUACCUGAUGCUGGGGCGGCCCAGCAAGCUGCAGCUGGAGUACGAGUGGCAGCCGGCCCCGCCCCCCCCCGACCCCGCCCCCGCCGGCCCCCCCGCCCCUCAGCCACGCCCCCCCAGCGCCAACCGGGUGCUGCGCUGCCUGCUGAGGCUGGUGGCCACCGAGGUCAACCCCAAGCCGCUGGCUCCAGAGCAGGGCUCCAGCGCCCCGUCGCCCCUCAAGCUGCCCCAGGAGGAGCAGAGCGGGGCCCUCACCCCCCCGGGGAAGGGCCCCGCCCCCGCCGUCCGCAGCCCGGGCUGUGGCCGCCAGCCCCCCUCCCUGCGGGGGCCCAAGGCCCUCCUGCCCAACGCCGCCGCCGGGGGGCGCCACCUGCCCCGCUCCCUGCUGGGCGCGGCGCCGGGCGGGGACCAGGAGGGCGGGGUGUUCGCCAUCCCCACCACGCUGCCGCCCAACAGCUCCCGACACUCCCGCAUGUUCUCCCCCAACAAGGAGGCGCAGCUGGCCUUCAGGCAGCAGCUGGACUCCAUCAGCAUGCAGUCCGAUCUCUUCCUGGCCAAGCAGAAGAAACCACGCAGCAGACAGCUCCGCAAGCCCCUGGUGGUUCAGAGGACCCUGCUGCCGCGGACCACCGGGGACACGCCCCCCCACGUCUGCUCCUUCUCCAUCCUGUCCAACUCCCCCGCCGCAGGAACCGGCUCCUUCCGGCCAAUCCAGACGCGCCUGGCCCCCACGUCCCGCCCCCUCCCCUCCAAAGCGUCUCCCGCCAACCCCAGCCUCUCGCGUGCGAUCGACCUGGCAGCCAAGUCUGCAGGCAUCAUCCCGGCCAGCCCCUCCAGGGAGGGGUCCUCGGACCUGCGGGGCCACGCCCUGCUGGACCCCGCGGCCGGGGGCGACGGGGACCUCCGCCCGGACCUCCGCCCGGACCCCGGCCUGCUGCAGCACAACGGCCCCGAGAGCGGGCCCCCUCCGCCCAGGGGCCGGGACCCCGUCCUGCCCCCGCCCAGCGUGGCCUCCCUCCUGGACAUCUCCCUCCCCGGCCCCCCCGAGGAGAGCAUGCCGCCGGGGGACGGCCACGCCCACAUCAGCGACUCCAUCAUCGAGCUGGCCAUCAACUCCUCCCACUUCGGUGAGGACUCGGCCCUGUCCUCCACCAAGCUGGGCUCCAGUAACGGCUCCAAGCUGCUGGCGGCGUCGCCCCCCGGCAGCCCCUCCCACGGCUGGAUCCCCUCGCCCAGCCACGACCCCCAGUGGUACCCCAGCGACUCCUCUGACUCCACGCUGGGCUGCCUGCUCUCCAGCCUGGUGUCUCCUGAUAAGGGCCGCCGGCCGUGCCCCUCCGGGCCCUCCAGCGGGACGGCCCUGCUGGGGCCCAGCCUCCUGGACUGCAACUCCCACGACUCCUUCCAGUCCCGGGGCCUCCCGGACGUGGCCGAGAUGGACAGCCAGCUGGCCUGCAUGAUGAGCGAGAGCAGCGUGGACUACAUCGCCCGCUUCAACGACCUCGCCCAGGAGCUGGCCGUGACGGAGCCCUCGCACCCUCCUCCACCCUGAGAACCACCCUCCACCCUCCAGCUCCUC
Gadus morhua (Atlantic cod) is the source of this 3647-nucleotide messenger RNA. RefSeq names its product cramped chromatin regulator homolog 1 (gene cramp1). The record is from RefSeq and is a predicted model, not a curated record. Gene Ontology annotation, biological process: pattern specification process. Gene Ontology annotation, cellular component: nucleus. NCBI's taxonomy places the organism in Eukaryota, Metazoa, Chordata, Actinopteri, Gadiformes, Gadidae. Bases 198 to 3620 code for a protein of 1140 amino acids. Gene Ontology annotation, molecular function: chromatin binding. The transcript is spliced from 20 exons.